Messenger RNA from Mercurialis annua (annual mercury), 890 nucleotides. RefSeq lists its product as uncharacterized. NCBI's taxonomy places the organism in Eukaryota, Viridiplantae, Streptophyta, Magnoliopsida, Malpighiales, Euphorbiaceae. The transcript is spliced from 5 exons. The record is from RefSeq and is a predicted model, not a curated record. The coding region runs from base 214 to 696 and encodes 160 amino acids.
UUUACAUAAAUACACGGCCUCCCAUAAAAAAAUUUCUUCAAGAUAUUUUGUUUUCUUCUCUCUGAUUGCCACACAUUCACACACUCGAACAAUAAAUUUGGUGCUAUUAUGUGCGUGUUUGAGUCUGAGGAUCUUACAGAUAUUAUACAUACAGAGUCCGUCGCCGGCGAUUUUGCUUCAAUUUGCGAGAAUUAGGUUUUGAUUUGAGAAAUUAUGGAUCGAGAAGGAGGAUCCAACGGCGGAUCUUGCUAUUACUCUGUUCUCGGUGUUCGUCGGAACGCCUCCUUCUCUGAUAUCCGUACUGCCUAUCGUAAACUCGCCAUGAAAUGGCAUCCGGACAAAUGGACCGGUAACCCCGCCGUCGCCGGAGAAGUCAAACGACGGUUUCAGCAAAUCCAGGAAGCUUAUACCGUUUUAUCUGACCAGGCAAAGAGGUCAAUGUAUGAUGCUGGGCUUUACGAUCCACUUGAAGAAGAAGAUGAUGACUUUUGUGAUUUCAUGCAAGAGAUGAUUUCUAUGAUGAACAAUGUGAAAGACGAGGGAGAUAGCUUUGAAGAUCUUCAAAGGAUGUUCGUGGAAAUGGUCGGCGGAGAUGGCGUGGGAGUUGAACGCAGCGAAGAUCGAACGGAUGGGAAGAGGGCACGCGUCAACUCAUCUAAAGGUAAUGCAGCAAAGCGCAGUAACUCUCGGUGUUGAGCCAGCCAAUGUAGUGGAUCACUGCCGUCACAUAUCAAGGCCUUAAGUAGAGGGGCGGUUGGUGGGCAUUUGGGUGCCAUAUUAGACAAUAGUGUAGAUGAUAAGUUAAUGUGGUUAAAGUGUUUCUGAUUUUUUAGGCUUUUAAUUAAUUAUUUGUAAUUUUUAGCAUAUUAGUAUAAGAUUUUCCUUUUUUA